CUCUAGCCAUGAAAAUUUUAUCUGUUUGACAACAACAAAAAAACACCACAACAGCACAGUUCACAGUUCACAGGUUUAACCCAGUCGCAGCCAAAAUACACACGCGGCGAAUCUAGCUGGGAUAAUCCGAGCACACACUCCAAAUGGGCGCUCAGUUGGCCGGCGAAACGCGUGCCGAGGGGGGCGGGGUCAAGGGCGAGGGGGCAGAACAUCAUGAAGCCACGGCUAAGCAGGCAGAGAGUUCGGAAAAGUCGGAGGAGUCGCAAGAGCCGCCAAAACAGCCUGAACAGGAGAACCAUAACCAAAACCAGGAACAUCUAGAACCACAACUCGUAUCCAUGGAAUCAUCACCUCAGCUGGUGAGGCACAGAUCGAAAAACAUCACGUCUGAUAUCCAGCGAAUGCCAACGGAGGCCAUCUACGCGGAGUUCGACCGGCUCUUGCAGCAGGUGGCGGGCUCCCUGAAGGAGGUGGCGGAGCCGCCCUGCACCGACGUGGCCGCCCGGCUGCAGAGCUGCCUGCAGACGCAUCGCCAGCGGUCGUGCAACUGCUUCGGGGCCAUGGAGCAGUACCGCAACUGCGUGCUGCGGGCCACCCAGAACCGCGUGGACAACCUGGCCGAGCGGGAGCCGCCGAUGCUGCCGGUGGUGCCGCCCCAGCCGAUGCCACGCCCCCAAGUGCCGCCGCCCAACCAGCGAUCGAAUCGCAGGUGGUGGAAGUUCUGGACCUGGUUCCGCUAG
Drosophila takahashii is the source of this 740-nucleotide messenger RNA. RefSeq lists its product as uncharacterized. NCBI's taxonomy places the organism in Eukaryota, Metazoa, Arthropoda, Insecta, Diptera, Drosophilidae. The record is from RefSeq and is a predicted model, not a curated record.